Gopherus flavomarginatus (Mexican gopher tortoise) is the source of this 756-nucleotide messenger RNA. RefSeq names its product protein shisa-1-like. The transcript has 2 exons. The coding region runs from base 1 to 756 and encodes 251 amino acids. The record is from RefSeq and is a predicted model, not a curated record. Lineage: Eukaryota; Metazoa; Chordata; Testudines; Testudinidae.
AUGGAGAGGGGGCCACUGUGUGUCCUGGUGCUGUUGCUGACUCGGGGGAGCACCUCUGGGCAGGAUGGAGAGUACUGCCAUGGCGGGGAGGACAGCUCACAGCUAUGGCAUAAGGGCUUUCGGUGCCCAGAGCACUACGACAGCCCAGAGGCUACUCUGUGCUGCGGCACCUGCAACCUGCGCUACUGCUGCUCAACCACAGAGGCCCGGCUGGACCAAGGCUUGUGUCCUAGUGAACAUCAUCAGACCAGUCCCAAGCCUCCAUCAGUGCCCAUGUACUUACCUUUCCUCCUUGUUGGGUCCAUAUUUGUGGCUUUCAUUGUCAUUGGGGCCUUCAUUAGUAUUUGCUGCUGUAGAUGCCUGAAAUCCCAGGAUGAAGAGCAGCAACAUGGGCCUGCACCAAUCCAGAGUCAGCUGCUGGAAGCUGCUGCUCCUCCUUGGUUCUCCAGUUCCAGUUCAGCCACCAGACGCUCCUUGGGUAGUCAUCCUCAAACAAACAACAUCUGCCUGAGCAUAGCUGCACCUUUUCCCAUCAUAGGGUCCUCUCAAGGAGCCCAGUUCUUGCCUCCUACAUCAACCAAUGGAUCCCUUUUGCAGCCUGUGUGUACUAAUUAUGGAAUACCAAUGGAUCAUACUAUCAUAACAACUCCAGCAUCUUUCCUUAAUAGAGCAGUCUAUGGACAAACUUCUUACUAUCAUUUUCCUGUAAGUGCCAUGCAUGGUGACCAAACAACGUACUCAGGAACUCAUGUCUAA